This is a messenger RNA of Cynara cardunculus var. scolymus (artichoke), 1352 nucleotides long. RefSeq names its product cullin-1-like. Gene Ontology annotation, biological process: ubiquitin-dependent protein catabolic process; protein ubiquitination. The record is from RefSeq and is a predicted model, not a curated record. Bases 259 to 1149 code for a protein of 296 amino acids. Gene Ontology annotation, molecular function: ubiquitin protein ligase binding. The transcript is spliced from 10 exons. NCBI's taxonomy places the organism in Eukaryota, Viridiplantae, Streptophyta, Magnoliopsida, Asterales, Asteraceae. Gene Ontology annotation, cellular component: cullin-RING ubiquitin ligase complex.
GGGCGAUUUUCAAUUUCUAAAGAAAACCCCCCAUCACUCUCAAUCUCAUUUCGGAAAAUUUUUACCCAAUUUCUGAAUGUUGAUGGAGAAUUUCCCAAAACCCUAGAAAUAUUGAAUAUGAUAAGCACGUACACAUGAACUGAUACACGUAUGCCUGCUGGCUGGUAGUGUUAUUGCUGAUUAAGGGGGUUUUGAUCUUCUGGAGCUACCAAGCAAACUCUGAAUUUAAGGGAACACUGGUGGAAAACUGGAAAUAAGAUGAAGAAAAAAUUGACACUGGAAGAAGGGUUGAAUAUAUUGAAAGAAGGAACUACAAAGGCGAUGAUGAUACUGGAUGGAUGCCCUACCAGUGCAUUAUUCACUUGUGAAGAAUAUAUGAAACUCUAUGACUGCGUGUAUGAUAUGUGUGUUCAACAUCCCCCUUAUGAGUAUUGUGCAGAGCUCUACGAAAUAUUCAAGAAAGCUCUGGAAGAGAGCAUUACUUCAAGGGUGAUGCCAGCUCUUAAGGAUAAAACAGAUAUAAAUCUGUUAUAUGAACUUUGGAACAUGUGGACAAAAUACAAGGUCAUGGCAAAAUGUCUUGGAGGGUUCUUCCUGUACCUUGAUCGUCACUUUGUGGAAGAUAGGAAAGUUGUUUCUCUUAGUGAUCUCUCGAUUUGUUGCUUCCAUGAUCUGGUGUGCAGUGAAUUGUAUCCUAAGAUUUUGGAAGCUGCAAUUUCUCUAAUCAAUCAGGACCGUGAUGACAACUCUGUUUGCAGGGAUUUGCUAAAGAAUGUUUCAACCUUCUUCGUGGAAAUUGGGAGGGGGGAGAUGCGCUAUUACGAGAACUUUGAGAUGGCAGUAAUAAUAAGUACUGCAAAGUACUACAAUCAUUUGGUUCCAGAGUGGCUUAUGUAUUACUCAUCAGCUGAUUAUAUUUUUAAGGCUGAAUAUUGUUUGAGCCAGGAGAAAGAAAGAGCUAGUCAAUUCCUGCAUCAAACCUCAGUGGAGAAGUUGCUACUGGUUGUGCAUGAGCAAUUAUUGUGUGAAACUGCAAGCAAAGUGCAGGAGAAACAGAGAGCUGAGUGUGUUGAUGGCUCAGUCUCAUAUCAGGAGGUGCUAUCGCGAUGUGCAGGCUUGAACCUUGGCGAAGGGAGUUCUCGGGCAUGAACCAAGUUUAGGUUGGUGAUUCCAUGAAAUGAACAUAGAUGCACAUAUAUGAUAUAUGCACUUUUGACUUUCCUGAAACAAGUGUUCUUUAAAUGCAGUUCACAAAUCUCCAUUUCCUCUUUCCCUAAAUGCAAUGCACUUUGCAUCUUAAGUGUUUUAAUGUGCUUGCUUUGCUAUAUGAAGCUGCAAUUACUCAAAGCAGA